Messenger RNA from Trichobilharzia regenti, 477 nucleotides. NCBI's taxonomy places the organism in Eukaryota, Metazoa, Platyhelminthes, Trematoda, Strigeidida, Schistosomatidae. The record is from the annotation of a GenBank genome assembly.
AUGAGCGGGGAAAUUGCCACACCGAUACUUGCAUUCGGCUGCGCUUUGAUCGUCUUUCUCAUAUUUGUCGUCCUACUGGUUAUAGAUCAUGUGAUCCGUUAUCAAAAGAUGAUAAAUAGAAAGAGGAAAGUUAAAAUACAAGGUGAACCGAUAACCCUUUAUUCAUCACCUGAAAUUCAAUCUGAUUGGACUAGUGAUCCAACAUUGAUAAAUAAUAUGAAUUAUGGUGUUGUUGUCAACCAUGUUCCUCCUGAAAAAGAAACUCCUACAGUGGAAGACAAAAAGGCGGAUGAAGACAUGAUGGUCAGACCGCCGCAUAUAGGUGAACUUUUACAGUCUCGACUAAAUGAAGUCGAAGCACAAGAUUAUGAAAAUGCGUCAAAUGAAGAACCUUUAGAUUAUGCAUAUGAAGGGCAAGAGAAUGAACGAAUGGAAAAUGGAGAUUUGUCUUCCGGCACCAGCUUACACAGUAUAUGA